Molecule: messenger RNA, 2766 nt
Organism: Lachancea sp. 'fantastica'
Lineage: Eukaryota; Fungi; Ascomycota; Saccharomycetes; Saccharomycetales; Saccharomycetaceae
Source: the annotation of a GenBank genome assembly
AUGACCAACACUACUAGGCUUUUCCACGGUCUCAACUUUGUGAUUGUCACAAACAACAAGGAGGACUUUUCGGUGGAUGCCAUUGCAGCCCGUUUGAAGACCAAUGGUGCCAAUAAGUGUGUUGUGUACAACACCAAAGCGGAGUCAUCGGAUUGGCACGAUUUGAACCAGGCUAAACAAGAAAUGUGUCGCCGAUUCGAUCAUGACGUGCACGCUAUUAUCUCAAUCACCUCCAAGUUCUGGUUCUAUCGCGUGGCAGCUUUUGAUUUCUUGAUCCCAGUGGUGACUCCAGACUGGGUCCAGGCCUGUGUGUCCACCAAAAGAAUCACUAGAGCCAGUGGAUUUUCCCCGGAUCCCGCUUACGUUCUUAAGAACUGCCAGAUAUACAUCUCACGCCAUUCCUUCAAUUCCAGUGAAUAUGAACUGUACUCUGCUCUUCUGCGAUCUGUGGGUGCGCUCUGCAUAGACUAUUUGUCCAGUAAAGCCAGUCACAUACUCACUAAAGAUGCUCAGGAUCCAGCUAUUGCAGCUGUGGCUAAUAUUGAGGGCCUUAACAUCAAAUAUGUAUUACCAACCUGGGCGGUCCAAAUAUUCAUGACGGGAAAAUACAUCAAUGAGGAAGGCCAUAUUUUAGACCCCAAAAGUCGCCCAGCUGAUGUACAAACACAACUGUCCAACUCAUGGAAACGUAUGGAAACUGUUGGGUUUCAGCCAACUGUCAGGUUCUUACAAAAUCAUAAAAUUUUCCUGUCGCUAGAUCUAACUCUGCCGUCGCAGUCUUAUAAUUUCUUGAUCGACCUGAUCCAAGCUGCUGGUGGAGAUGUUGUUCGCCACAUACAAGCUAAGGACAUACGAUACAGCUCUGGAGAUUGUUUUGUGGGUCAGUCAUGGAAUUCAGAAGAGUGUCAUGAAGCCAGUAGGGAGAAUUUAUACAUUGGUAAUAUCUUAUGGAUAUUGCAAAUGUGGUCAUUGGGCAGCUUCGUCAAUCCCAGUGAGAAGCUGCUACUUUCUCCGCUGCGACCACGGGUUUUCAAAAAGGAUGAGCUCAUUCUUGGCUACACCACUUACCUAGGACAACAACGAAAUUAUAUCCAGAAACUAGUCGACGCACUUGGCGGUGUCAGUACCACAGAAUUUACGAAGAAAAAUACGCACCUGUUGACGUGCUUUCCUUUCGGACAGAAGUACGAGGCUGCAAUAAGAUGGAAGGAUUCAUGCAAAAUUGUUAAUCACCUCUGGCUCGAGGAUUGUUACCGAUACCAAAAACAAAUGUCAGUUGAUGAUACUAAAUACACAGAGCUCCCGGUUCAUGGCGGCCUUUCGGCGCGCUUAGGGCAGAUGCCUUUGUCAACUCCAACGCAUGAUACAUUUGAUGACGACCCAGCAGAUACCAUUAUACCCCAAGAGCUGAUUACCGACGGUUCAUUUAAGGAGCCCUUCUCACCAGAAGAAUAUCACAAUACCGCCUUGGAGAUGGAUGCUCCGGUCGACACAGAGGACCAUGCUAUAAGCGUCAUCAAUGCCAAAGAUACAACUGAUCUUUCGAAUGGAACGCACCGAGAGCGCACACCGGAAACAGAUCACUCCGAGAUAUUCCAAAUACAGCAUGACUCUGAUGUCAUAUCAGAGCUCCCAGCAUCGAAACCGGUCGACGCUAUCGUCACGAUAGCACAAAGUGAUGUUGAGGCGAGGAGAGGCCACAGCGAGCAAGAAAGAACAUCAACGCCUGAAGUGGAUCUGGAGAUUGAAGGUCCGAAUUCACCGGUUGGAGAGCAGUCACCACUAUUAGCUGGGUCUGUCGAUGCCACGCAAUCGCGACAAGGCGUAAGUUCUUCGUUAGCAUCAGAAAUGCAGUCACAGCUACCCUCCAGCACCAAUUCCCGCCGAGCGAAGGAAAAGGCUGUGAUGAAGCUCCACACAGAUAUGGAAGCCCUGAACGAGUUUCAGCAAAACCUGAAAAGAAAAAAAAGCGGGUCUCUUCUGCCCGAAGAACUGCAAAGACUCAAGCAAUUGAAGGUAAUGGAGGACAGAGUGCGACAUUUAUUAGAGAAUGCAGACACCCCAGAAAAGCCCAAAGGAAGAGGCAAGCGGCCCUACGAUAUUGUGGCAGUUUGCACAGGUUGUCACGAGGCGAUUGAUGACUUGGACUUGGAGCUACUGAAAAUGCUUGGUAUCACAAUCGCCAAUACCAUAACCCCUCAAUGCAAUACGAUCAUUGCCCCAAAGAAGCUCAGAACACCCAAGUUCUUGACAAGUUUGAGUUUUCACCCGCUGAAGUACGCGCUUCUUCCCGAGUUUUUAACAUCGGUCAUAACACUUGCUCGGGAUGGCACCAGCGGGCAUAAACUUCCCGAAACCGAUCACUAUGUUAUUCCCGACCUAGGCAAAGAGAUUUUAGAAAGGACGCAUUUGCAAACAAAGGUAUUCCAAAGGGCCGGGAUCGUUUCCAUCAAUGUCACUGAUGAUGUGCCAGGAGGCCAAGACGUACUCUCAUCAAUUUUGAUGGCACACGGCGUGCAGGAUGUACACGUCUUACCCAAAAAAUUCGCAGCAGAGGAUAUUCAUGCGAACAUCAACAAGAAGAAGAGUCCCACGCAUAUUUUAGUUGCACAAAAGGCAACGCAAGCCAAAAGAUUUAGCAAGCUUUGCGCGGAACUUCAAGGUGAGAAACAAGUUAUGGUUGUCGAAUGGAACUGGUGCGUUGAUAGUAUCUUCAAACUUGACGCCGAUUUUGGCUCGUCCAAAUAUGUUGUUUGCAGAAGCUAA